UUUUUUUGCUUUUAUACUGCCCCAGACAAACCCAGCUAAAUUCAUCUGUUUACUUAACUGUGCAGCAUAAGUGGCCUAAAUUGGUUUGUGGUUUUACUCCUUUAUCAAUUUUCAUGACACUGCACACUAAUGAGUUUGAAAAUGGUUCGUGUUAUUACAGUCAAUGUACCUGGCUGUCUCGCCAUCAUCUCUAUGGAAAAUAAGCUUGCAGUGAGCCUGGAUUGAACUGCCGUAACUCCCAGAUGUAUUAUGUGAUGAUUGCAUCUUGAUAGACUGGUCUAACUUCAACUGGCAGUACAACAAUAUUUGUGGAUUCUUUGUGGAGAAAGUAGGACAGGAUGUCAGACCAGACUGUACCAGGUGCGGGGUUUAACUCCAAGGGCCUUGGCCUGAGAGCACAGAAGAAGCUAAUGGGGAAGCUGGCUAGUAAGAAGAUAGCCAAAGUGUUCAUAGAUGACACCACGGGCCAUAUGCUAGACCAGUUAUUCUUUAUACUCAAGGAUUACACCAAAAGCAAAAAAGAAGGAGAAAAACUUCUCAAGGACAUUAUCAAAAUUGUUAUUAAGAUAGGGAUUUUGUACAGGAAUGAUCAAUUUGAUGCUGAAGAGCUAGCACUUGCUGAGAGAUUUAAGAAAAAGUUUCACACUUGUGCAAUGACUGUGAUGAGUUUCUUCGAGGUUGAAUUCUCAUUUGAUAAAAAUUUUCUUUCAAGGAAUCUCAGAGAAUGCCAUGCAAUGUUGACUCAGUUGAUUAGACGCCACCUCACAGAUAAAUCUCAUACUCGUUUAAAUCAUGUCUUUGACUUCUUCUCAGACCCAGAGUUUCUGGAAACUGUGUUUAGAAUGGACAGUGUGUACAGGGAUUCCUUGGGACAAGUUGUGAAUGAUCUCCACAAAAUGAUGGAAGAUGGAACUAUUUGAGCCACUUCAGGACAUGCAUUGGCUUAUGUUUGGGACUUGGAGAUGAUUCAUCCUCUAUUGGCAUAUGACUUAUUGUGAAUUCUUUAAGGUUACAAAUAUAGAAAGAAAUGAAUACUCAAGUGACAGGACCUUUAUUGAAUUAAGCAAUUGUUGGAAUCCAGGCUGUCAGUUGUAAGGUUUUAUGAAAGUGAUACCAAGCAAGGGGAUAUUUUAUGCAGGCUGAAGCAUCUACAUAUGGUUUUUGUGGUGGCUUUACCAUCUUUUGUUACCACUAAAGCUAGAUUACCAAGAUGUAUGGAAACAUAAAUUUAGUUCACAAUACAAAUCCUUAAUGCAUGUAUUUCAUUUAAAUGUCAGGUGAAGACUAAUAGCUGAGGAUUUGACAGCUAGGAAUUAUUUGCAAAUUUCCUGUUUAUGAAGUUUUGGCUUGUGACAGUCAUUCUAGGCUAAGGAGCUUCUUCAAAAAAACCUACAUUUAACCUGACAAACUGAUGUUGUGUGGACAAAAUCACCUUUUUCAAGAUAUCAAGUUUUUAAAUCACUAAAUUUUGACUAAUAAGAUCAAAAAGUGCAUAUGCAAAUCUGGAGCACAAUUUCUUUUGUUAUAGGUAAUUUAUUAAAUAUUCAAAUCUUCACUGUCUUUAAAAGAGUCAUUGGGAAAUUCACAAAAAGAAAUUGAAUUUGUGAUUGACAGAUGUGUCUCCACAGCUCUGGGUAAGAUGUAUCUGGUUACUGUCACUGAAGAUUUCUUUCCCUUGGAAGAUGUAAUUGAUUUGGAUUGAAAUUCUGUUGAACACUAUACUGAUGCACCAAGUUCCCAGUCUCCUGUUUACAAUCUGUAUGCAUUGCAGGGACUUGUAUUUUUUCAGUAACACAGUCAUGUUAUACCUGUAGUAUAUAUAUUUUUCUGAAGGAAAAUAUCUCAUUUAAAAUAUGAUAAUUAUUUUAUCUCAAAUAUUAAUUUACAGAACAAUUGAAAAAAAAGUUUAGUAUAUUUAAAAUCAUGGAUUACAGUAUACAAAUAUAUAUUUUUCACGUCUUUCAUUUUGAAUACUAGGAAUAUGCACUGAAAUCUGGAGACAGAAUCAAAAUAAGUUAUUUUCAAAAUUUUUCAAUAAAAGGGCUUAGGCUGACAUAUUUAUCUUAGUUAUCAUCACAGAACAAAAAGGUUAAGGUAGCAUCACUACUUAUGAGAUCUAAUCAGUAAAUUUUCAAACCCAUGAAUUAUGCAGUAAAUUUAUUGCCAUAAUUAUUCUGAAAUGCAGAACUAUUUUGAAUACAUACAGCAAAGGAGUGUUACUGUAUUUAUCAUUUGUAGAUUUCUACAGUGACUUGCCAGAAAUAAACAGUGGACAAUACCAUCAUUUUGGACUUGCAACUUAACAGUAUUGAAGUUGAAUUUUGUUGGAUACUGUGGCAAAAAACUAAACUUAACAGAUAAAUUCUUUGAGACAGAAAUGAGUAUUUAAAGUUACAUAUUCUGAAUAGUUAUAGUAGAUUUGAAAAAAAAAACUGGUCAGGAAUAAAAGAAGUGAAAAAUUAUUUGUAUGUAUUAUUUAGACAUUGGAGCUAUUUGCAACUAUUUUCCAGCAUAACGAUAAUUACCUGUUGCCAUAUGUGAACUACCUUCUUAAUAUUUAUUCAAGGUGAGUCAUGAUUAUUACUCCUGGCAACCAACAUGAUAUGAUAGUCUUUCUUGAUCACUCAUACUUGGCUCUGACAGAUGAGUAUUGUAUAAUUUUACUAACAUUUGCCGUACCGAUAAUGGAAUCUGUCAUCACAGGAUUAAGACACUUAUGUUUCAAUGUCCAUAAAUUGUGGGAGAUUUCAAGGAAAUGCAUGCUCUGCGUUAAGACACACAAUGAAUAUUAGACCGUCAUACAGCAAAAUAAUAAAGAGAAUUACUCCAAAAACUAGUCUAUUAAAACUGCAAAAAUGGGUUUAUGGAUUGUAAUUCAGUGAACAGGAUAAUGUUUGGAUCUGGUGAUCAAGAGAAAGUAUUGAAAUUCCCUGGAAAAUGAAAAUUUUUCUAUACUUAAAAUUAAUACACCAGAGGGACUUGUUUAUUGAUAAGUUAUUUUGACAACCUGAGGAAUUAGGGGAUAGCCAUUCUAAUUAUUGCAACAGAGAUAAAACAAAACAAUUACUAAGCUGGCUGUUUGUUUACCUGGUUAAUGGUUUUCAGAAGACAUAAAGAGAAAACUUAUGCUUAGAUUUAAUUGCUUAGUUUUUUGUGUUAACAUGUUAAAAAGAAAUGUUGCAAUAUACUUCGAUAUCAUAAUGCUCACUGCAAUUCAAACUUCAUUUAUGCCAAAUUUCUUAAACAGAAACUUAGUUUCUUUUGUGCAGUAAUUGAUUGCAUGUACUGUAGGUGCACCAAGUAUUUAUUACAAUUUUUCAUUACCAUCACGAUGCAAUUAUUCCAUAUUGAUUUUUUGCGAUAAAUGUGAGAAAAGUCCAUGUGGGAGCUUUUGAAAGCAAUAUGUCACUCUGUUUAUGGAAGAAAUCUUAGGUGUACUACAGAAAAUAAAUGAGGUAUAUUUUAAAGAUACCAUCUUAUCGUGAAUAAUUAUAUCAUAGGAGGAAGAAAAGAACUCAAUUUUAUCCUAGAACUGCUGGGGACAUUGGUAUUGGCAAAAUUAAUUGGUUAAACUGUGUCAGAAGAAAUUGACAGACACAUGGAAGUAACAUACUGGUAACACGUCAGUAUUAUCCACCAUACACUUGUUUUACCUGUAGUUUACGGUUUCAUUACACCAGAGACUGUGUGAUUUAAUAUUUGGUACUAAUGUUUCACACAGUUGUGUACACCAUUGUAUUUGAUUGCCAGGAUGGUGAAAUGCCUGGUGAAUAGGCCGAUUGGGGAGUAACGUAAUUAGCCACCAGGUUGUGACUUACUUAAAAUAUGUAUGGAUUAUAAUGAUCAAAUGUCUGUGCAGUUACUUUUUAUUUAAUAUAUUAU
Molecule: messenger RNA, 3882 nt
Organism: Lingula anatina
Lineage: Eukaryota; Metazoa; Brachiopoda; Lingulata; Lingulida; Lingulidae
Product: tumor necrosis factor alpha-induced protein 8-like protein 1
Biological process (GO): regulation of apoptotic process
Cellular component (GO): cytoplasm
Source: RefSeq, a predicted model, not a curated record